Hyaloscypha bicolor E is the source of this 990-nucleotide messenger RNA. RefSeq lists its product as uncharacterized. The transcript has 3 exons. The record is from RefSeq and is a predicted model, not a curated record. Bases 107 to 490 code for a protein of 127 amino acids. Lineage: Eukaryota; Fungi; Ascomycota; Leotiomycetes; Helotiales; Hyaloscyphaceae.
AAGCUCCCCAGAAUUGCUUCACCAACAUCUCCUCUUUGCUCUGCCAGAAGACUAGACUCUUCUCCUAAUCCAAUACAUUCUCGGCCAUCGGGGGCAAUUAGCGACUAUGUGCUUCAUCUUCACUUGCGGAGAGCACGAGUUUUCCUCGCAGCUGAAGGGUUACGAAAGUGUGCUAUGCCAAUGCCAUAACUGCGGGAACUGGUCCGCCAGAGUGAUCAAGCGCAAUCCCUGGUUCACGCUCUGCUUCAUUCCCGUCAUCCCGCUGAGCGUCCACGGCUACGAAGACGUCGUAUGCUCGAUCUGUAAUUUCGCCCAGCCGCUACAAAACAGACAGGAUGUGAUGGCACAGGUUAAUGGGGGCGGCGGGAUGCCUUUGCAGAAUCAACCGCCUCCUGGAGGUGGUCCGCAAGGCUGGGGAGGGGGUCCGCCUGGUGGCCCUGGGGGUGGAGGCCAACCAAAACCGCAACAAAAUAUGCAGGUCUACAGAUGAUAUUGGGGUUUGAUCCCAGGGGCUUGGAAUACCGACGGUUUGGUCGGGAGUAACGAACGAGCUUCUUGGCUCAUUUGCGACAGGCCUGGAGGGUUGAUGAUUGGACAAUCAGGCGAUUCUUGGAAAUAUACGACAAUGAGGAUUGGUUGGCGUUACGUUGCAAAAUGUUAUUAUGAAGGCCUGGGGUGGAUCUGGAGAUGAGUCCUCCUCCGCGGGGAUGCAGAAUACAUGAAUUUUACGAACACAAAGAGGUGAUGGAUUCUAGUCAAAGUUGCGUUUUGGUUAUCUAUAUUCCUUUUUCGAUCAAGCCUUUUUCUUGGCAAGCCCAUUUCAAUUCACGCAAGUGCGUCUAGAAAGAGAAGUUAUUUUGGUUCAGAUAUUCUGACCGCCCAACGUUGUGGGAUAGAGAGGAAGGAAGAAACCUUGGCUAGUUUCAAGAGAUAAUAAAUUUCUGCACCUCGGACGAGCGGAUCUCUGGGGACGAGCGGAUCUCUAGGAUG